UAAAAUGACCUGGCAUCCCUGUUUAUAGCAGAUAGCGCGAGUUUUAAUCCAUUUGUAAAUAUUUAUUAAAAUCAUUAAAAUACAGUUAAUUUAUAGAACUCUGGUUGAGUCUCGAUGAAUAAGCCAAGUUAUUAUCCCAAUUACUACUCAAUCGAUGAUGUGAUUAUCUCACAGGAACGCAUUCCUUGUCGGGUGCUGCAAAAUGUUUACGGAUUGGGUUUUCUCGAUUCAACCGAAAAGAGUGAGCAUCUCGAAGCAAAUCAACAGUUAGAGCUGCCCCUUUGGUAUUUAUUGCAGCAGGAUGAACGAAAUCCAAAUUUCCAGUUAAUAGUUCCAGAAAUUUUCACGGCUGCAUACAAAGAAAUCUACAAAGCAGACGCUAGUUACGUUGAGCUGGGAAAGCUUAACAAGUUUUAUUACGAAUUGGGUAUGUAUCUCUGUAAGUUCGAGGCUGGAGGGGACCUUGCAGGCAUGCUCUUUGAAACGGCUCAGGAACGUAUAAAAGGAAUUAAAGACAUGUGUAAUAAUGUGAGCAGUGAAAAUUUGACGGAUAACAAAAAUUUGGAAUAUAUGGAACGAGUGUUAUAUGAGUCCGGCAGUAAAAACCUCAAAAUGUUUUCCGAUUGGUUGCAGGAGAAAUCAGUUAAUAUCAAAUCAACUGAACUAGUGGUCAACCACAGAAAACGAAAACGCGACGCAAUGGAAAACGAUGACGGGUUUUCUCAAUCUUCCCAACGCAGCUCCAUAUAAAUACAUUAAUCCUCGAAACUUUGUUGAAAUUUUAAAUCAAA
Messenger RNA from Wyeomyia smithii (pitcher-plant mosquito), 791 nucleotides. RefSeq names its product DNA replication complex GINS protein PSF3 (gene Psf3). Lineage: Eukaryota; Metazoa; Arthropoda; Insecta; Diptera; Culicidae. The record is from RefSeq and is a predicted model, not a curated record. Gene Ontology annotation, cellular component: GINS complex. The coding region runs from base 115 to 750 and encodes 211 amino acids. Gene Ontology annotation, biological process: mitotic DNA replication initiation. The transcript has 3 exons.